AUCGUUCAGGACUGACCAAAACCAAACGUAACAAACGAUUCAUCACCCACAUAUAACGCGAUUUGAAAUAGCUCGACCCAAAAAUACAAGUGUGUAGCCCUGGAGCCGUUUGGUUGACUAGUGUUGUUAAUUCCAUUUCCCCAAUUCAUUUUUUGAGUUCCCCCAAACACCUGUAUCGUACGGCGUAAUUCCAACACCCCCAGACUUGAAUUCCCUCAUUCGCCUCAAUUCUACAACCUCAUACUCUCAAUCAAACCCUAGCCGUCGUCCUCACCUCCGGCAGAUCUCCGGCGAAUUUCACGGCGGUUUGUAAAACUUGGUGGUUUCCGGCAAAAUUCCGGCGAACUUUUACUAUCAUCUGCAAAUUGUUCAAGGAUGGAUGAAAGUAGUAGUGCAAUUGGUAGUCGAAGGGGUAGAAACAAGCGAUUUUGGAAUAGUGAAGAAGACAAGGCUCUCAUUGAUGCAUUGCAUGAAUUAUCUACCGAUCCACGUUGGAAAUGUGAUUAUGGAUUUAGAAAUGGCUAUAUGAUUCGCUUGGAGGAGAUGAUUGGAAAGUCAGUUCCAGGUUGUGGGCUUAAAGCUUCGCCUCACAUUGAUUCUAGAUUAAAAACUCUUGUUGGCAAAUUUAGAGCUAUCCUUCAAAUGUUGGCAACAAAGGGAUUCAAAUGGGAUGAGAAGAAGCACAUGAUAUGUGUGGAGAGAUCAGUGUAUGAAGAAUAUUGCAAGGCGCAUCCUACUUGCAAAAAUUUGUAUGGAGUGUCUUUCCCUCACUUGCAUGUUAUGAUGGAGAUCUAUGGUAAGGAUUUUGCUACUGGAAAGCCUGCCGAGGGUUUUCUAGAUGCUGUGGACAACAUGGAUAAAGAGGAGGUUGCGCAAGUUAACAUUGAAUCAAGUGAUGAUGAUGUGGGUGGUAGUGGAAUCCUUACUACAGAAUCUGCCCCUCCAUUGAAGAAGGUGAAAAGAGACGAGACUUCUAAGAAAAAAGGAAGUGAUAAGGCGGCUCAGAGCUCCAGUGAUUUAGAGUUAGCAUGCUUGCAGAAUUUCAUGAAAGACAUGAAUGCCCAUCUUUCUACCAUGGCUAAUGUUUGGUCUCGUGCUGAUGACCGUGAGCAAGAUAUAGCGGAUAAGUGUAACAAAGUCUUGGGUGAACUAUUACAACUAGAUGGCUUAACCCCAGCUGAGGCUUUGGAGGCAGCAAAUAUUUUAACCGCUCAACCAAAUAAGCUCAUUAUUUUUUUCAAUUGUCCCACCUAUUUGAAAAGGCAGUAUGUCAAAAGUCUCUUUGGCUCUAGUGAUAAUGGUUGUUCCUAAACUCUGUUGCAGGCUUGCAGCUACCUUGUAGUAGAAAGGUCCUAUGUAUUUUCAAAAUGAUGAUGUAAAUUAAUACAAUACUCCUUCCAUUUAAUACAAAGCACAUGUAUAAUUUAUCA
This is a messenger RNA of Chenopodium quinoa (quinoa), 1430 nucleotides long. RefSeq lists its product as uncharacterized. The coding region runs from base 376 to 1311 and encodes 311 amino acids. The record is from RefSeq and is a predicted model, not a curated record. NCBI's taxonomy places the organism in Eukaryota, Viridiplantae, Streptophyta, Magnoliopsida, Caryophyllales, Amaranthaceae. The transcript is spliced from 4 exons.